GGAAGGCGACCUUGGGGACGCGCUACCGCCCGGGAGCCUUGAUCGGGAGCGGCGGCUUCGGGCGGGUGUUCGCGGGGACGCGGCGCAGCGAUGCUCUCCCGGUGGCUAUCAAAUACAUUGCCAAGGAGCAAGUCCUGCAGUUCGAUCACAUGAAUGGCACCCUUGUUCCUUUGGAAGUCCUCCUGCUGAAGAAAGUGUCGUCUCCGGGUUGCCGAGGCAUUAUCCGCCUUCUGGAUUGGUUCGAGCAGCCCGACUCCUACUUCAUUGUUAUGGAACGGCCCCCUGCGUCUCGGGACCUGUUCGACGUCAUCACAGACCGUGGACCGCUCCCAGAGAAUGUGGCUGCGAGCUAUUUCCGACAGGUGGUGGAGGCAGUGCGCCAUUGCCACAUGUGUGGUGUGUUGCACAGAGACAUAAAAGACGAGAACAUUCUGGUAGACCUCCUGCAUGGUGACCUAAAGCUCAUAGACUUUGGAUCAGGUGCACUGCUUAGGGAUUCUCCGUACACAGAUUUUGAUGGUACACGGGUCUAUAGUCCCCCUGAAUGGAUAAAGUAUCACCGGUACCAUGGCCUCCCGGCUACCGUGUGGUCCCUGGGAGUGCUGCUGUACGACAUGGUGUGCGGGGACAUCCCUUUUGAACACGACGAAGAGAUCCUUCGUGGGAAACUCCACUACCGCUGCAGAAUAUCCUCAGACUGCGGUCACUUGAUUGAGUGGUGUCUCUCGCUUGCCCCCGAGAAGCGACCUUCCCUGGAGCAGAUCCUGGCCCACCCCUGGCUCCUUGGGUUUCUGGAGCAAAGCGGAUGCAAAGGGCAACAGCCGGCGGCCUCGAAAGCUGGCACUAGCCUGUGACGGUGGUGCCCUCCUCUGGACAGCCUCGGUGGGGUGGGAGGUGGCCACGGAGUGGACCAAGAGCUCCGCUCGGCUUUCCCUGCCACCGCCUCUCUGAUGUAACCACUGUCUCUUCUUCCUGCUGAUUAGCUGAGCCCCUGGCAAAGGACCAGCGAACGGGGGGGGGGCACUCCAAGUGACCUUGCCAACUAGUUAGACAGUGGGGCUGGCGUUCAGUCCCUACCCAAGACAAGAGAGAGACCAAUGGGCACUCUUCCGUUUACAUGAGGACUUUUCCUGCCCCUUCCUUUGCAUUAGUAAAGGGGUACAAGACUGGC
Molecule: messenger RNA, 1171 nt
Organism: Pogona vitticeps (central bearded dragon)
Lineage: Eukaryota; Metazoa; Chordata; Lepidosauria; Squamata; Agamidae
Source: RefSeq, a predicted model, not a curated record